Molecule: messenger RNA, 3217 nt
Organism: Oryctolagus cuniculus (rabbit)
Lineage: Eukaryota; Metazoa; Chordata; Mammalia; Lagomorpha; Leporidae
Gene: PDGFC
Product: platelet derived growth factor C
Biological process (GO): positive regulation of protein autophosphorylation; positive regulation of cell migration; positive regulation of phosphatidylinositol 3-kinase/protein kinase B signal transduction
Cellular component (GO): membrane
Molecular function (GO): platelet-derived growth factor receptor binding; growth factor activity
Source: RefSeq, a predicted model, not a curated record
AAAAAACACUCAAGCCAGGUGCCGGGAUUCGUGCUGCGGCGGUCGGGACCCGGCGCAGGCGGCGCGCCCGCGCGCGGAGCGGGAGCCCCCCGCGGCCUCCCCUCCGCCUGCGCCCGGGGCGGCCUCGACCCCGAGCCCCCAGCCCCGCUCCGGCGCCGCGGCGCGCGUGGGGACCCGCCGCGGCGCCCUCGCCUGGAGUCUUCCCCCUCCCCCCGCCGGGGGUGGGGGUGGGGCGGGGGAGAGGGGCGCCCGCGGCGCCGCAUCGAUCGGCAGCUUUGUUAUCGAUCCGAAACUGCUGGCCGCGGACUUGGCUGGGAGGCCGGCUCCGCACGAGCCCGGAGGGGUCGCCUGCGUCGCGGCCCCCGCACUGACAGGUGCUCCCAGCGACUCGCUGGUGACUCCUCGCCGCUCCCCCGGCUCCCCCGCGUCCCCACCCCCCUCUUUCCUCCCUCGCCUUCACCCCCACCCCCACCACUUCGGCACAGCUCAGGAUUUGUUUAAACCUUGGGAAACUGGUUCAGGUCCAGGUUUUGCUUUGAUCCUUUUCAAAAAACUGGAGACACAGAAGAGGGCUCUAGGAAAAAGUUUUGGAUGGGAUUAUGUGGAAACUACCCUGCGAUUCUCUGCUGCCAGAGCAGGCGCGGCGCUUCCACCCCAGUGCAGCCUUCCCCUGGCGGCGGUGAGAGAGACUCGGGAGUCGCUGCUUGCCCUGUGCCCGCCGUGCGUGAGCGCUCGCCCCACUCAGCCAAAUGCUCCUCUUCGGGCUUUUCCUGCUGACAUCUGCCCUGGCCGGCCAGAGACCCGGGACUCAGGCUGAGUCCAACCUCAGUAGUAAAUUCCAGUUCUCCAGCAACAAGGAGCAGAACGGAGUACAAGAUCCCCAGCAUGAGAGAGUUAUUACUGUGUCUACUAAUGGAAGUAUCCACAGCCCGAGGUUUCCUCAUGCUUAUCCAAGAAAUACAGUCUUGGUAUGGAGAUUAGUAGCCGUAGAGGAAAAUGUGUGGAUACAACUUACAUUUGAUGAAAGAUUUGGGCUUGAGGACCCAGAAGAUGAUAUAUGCAAGUAUGAUUUUGUAGAAGUUGAAGAACCCAGUGAUGGCACUGUCUUAGGACGCUGGUGUGGUUCUGGUUCUGUACCAGGAAAGCAGAUUUCUAAAGGAAAUCAGAUCAGGAUACGAUUUGUAUCUGAUGAAUAUUUUCCGUCUGAACCAGGGUUCUGCAUCCACUACAACAUUGUCAUGCCACAAUUCACAGAAGCUGUGAGCCCUUCAGUGCUACCCGCUUCAGCAUUGCCACUGGACCUGCUUAAUAAUGCCGUCACUGCCUUUAGUACUUUGGAAGAUCUUAUUCGGUAUCUUGAGCCAGAUAGAUGGCAGUUGGACUUAGAAGAUCUGUAUAGGCCAACUUGGCAACUUCUUGGCAAGGCUUUUGUUUUUGGAAGAAAAUCCAGAGUGGUGGAUCUGAACCUGCUGAAAGAAGAGGUGAGGUUGUACAGCUGCACCCCUCGUAACUUCUCCGUGUCCAUAAGGGAAGAAUUAAAGAGAACCGAUACCAUUUUCUGGCCAGGUUGUCUCCUGGUUAAACGCUGUGGUGGCAACUGCGCCUGUUGUCUGCACAAUUGCAAUGAAUGUCAGUGUGUCCCCAGCAAAGUCACUAAAAAAUACCAUGAGGUCCUGCAGUUGAGACCAAAGAUUGGUGUCAGGGGUUUGCAUAAAUCACUCACCGACGUGGCCCUGGAGCAUCACGAGGCGUGUGACUGUGUGUGCAGAGGGAACGCGGGAGGGUAAACGUCCCGGCGGCCCUUUCGCAGAGCUGCGCGGGGCAGCGGCUGACGCCGACGGCGAACUGAGGCUCGCGUGAUCUCCUUCCAUAACCUCACUUGUUUGCUUCAAGGACCUCCGUCUUCAGGAUUUGCAGCGCGUUCUAAAAGAGGAGAUACCACAGGAAUUAGGAGUUGCGCAGCAGCUCUUUGGCCCAAAGGACCGGAGACAAGCUCUUCAAUCGUGGGAGAAAAAGAGGAGUUGCGGCUCUCUAGCUAGUUACCCCGUCACCAGGCUCGCCCUCCGCUCGCUCGCUGCCUUCUGUAUUCCAGCUGUGGUGAUAGGACUUAGGUCGGUGUCAGGAGAGGGACGAGUGCACGUGAACGGACGGACGCCUGCUUCUCUUCCCUUCCGCGACUGUACAGCUCCGCGCUCUGGGCCUCACACGUGUAAACCAGAAUUGUCUGUGUUCUGAAAACUUGGUUUUUCAAAAGGAACUAUGUUGCUAUGAAUUACAGGUGUGUGUUGCUGGUAAGAAAGACUGGAUUUUCCAUAUUUCUUGAUAAAAUCUCUGCCAUUUAGAAGAAAAGAACUAUAAUGAUGGUUUGGAAGAGGCAGACCUUGAAAGAAGAGUGGCCUUAUCCUCACUUUAUCUAUAAGUUGGUUUAUUUGUUUUAUUGUGUACAUUUUAUAAUCUCCUUUUGACAUUAUAACUGUUGCCUUUUCUAAUCUUGUUAAAUAUAUCUAUUUUUACCAAAGGUAUUUAAUAUUCUUUUUUAUGACAACCUAGAUCAACUAUUUUUAGCUUGGUAAAUUUUUUCUAAACAGAAUUGUUAUAGCCAGAGGAACAAAGACGAUAUAAAAUAUUGUUGCUCUGACAAAAAAAAAUACAUGUAUUUCAUUCUUGUAUGGUGCUAGAGCUUAGAGUAAUCUGCAUUUUAAACUAUUAAGUGGGAAGUCAAUAGAAUUGGUAAGUUGGAAUGACUUUGAAAAUAAUUAAAUUAUCCUGUCUUCUACCCCUGUUAUUGGGUAUGCAAAUAAAAUACAACAUAUGAAAGAAGACAUGCAGAUCCAAUCAUUACUAACCUAACCCUUCUGGGGGGAUUGUGAGCCUAGCUCAGAAGACCAUAAAGCACCUUGAAAACAGAGACUCGGCAGCUUCCUCACAAGGCGUGCUUUCCUGUGCUGUAGGAACACAUCCUAUUUAUUGCGAUGUUGCAGUUUUAUUAUCUUUAAACUCUGUUCCAUACACUUGUAUAAAUACAUGGAUAUUUUUAUGUACAGAAGUAUAUCCUUUAGCAAGCCCACUUACUAUACUCUUUGGCAAUUGAAAAGAAAAUCAGUAAACUACUUUGCUUGUAAAAUGCUUAAUAUUGUGCCUAGGUUAUGUGGUGACUAUUUUAAUUAAAAAUGUAUUGAAUCAUCAAAUAAAAGAAUGAGGCUAUUUUGGGGAGAAA